AUGGAAACAGAAACAAUUCAAGUUCCACGUAGGUCUAUUGGACAUAUUCUAGGCAAACAUCACUCUAAAAUCAAUGAGAUUGAAAGAAAUUCCAAGGCCCAUUGCACACUAAAUAAGAAUAAUAACUCUAUAGUAGUGAAAGGCACGAAUGAGGCCAGAAAGAUAGCCCUUAACUUGAUCAAUGAUUGUGUCUGGAAUAGUAUCGCACCUUAUAAGCAUCCAAGAGAAGCCAUUAUCGCACUUCAACCGCCAUUGAUCAGACUCAAAACUAUACUAUUUUCAAAAUAUGAAGGCAUUAUUGAUAGGAAUAAUAUGAACAAAGUGUAUUUCGUUUUAGAUAAAGGGGAAGAGAUGAACGAAAUAGAUAAAUUAUUUUCAUUCUUCAGAGAUCUGUUUUCAUUAUUUGAAAACCUUAAUAUUAAGCGGACUACAAAUAUCAUUGCUCCUGAAAAAGAUAGAAAAUCAGUGGAACAUAUUGCCAAACGAAUAAUAGAACAAACCACCAAACCAGAUAACCGAUCUCUUGACUUCAAGGUUAGAGUAAAUAUCGGCAAGCAACUCUUUUACCCACCAACUAGAGAAAGUUUUGAUCUUUCAAGAUUGAUUCCUCUCUAUGAUUUCCUUAAAUAUGAGAUCGGUUAUAGAAAAGAUGCUAAAACUACUUUUAUGAAUCAUAUUUCUUUCGAAGUAGCAAAGAUUAUUGAAAAUCGUCUGGUUGAAUUGGAAUAUCAGAAAAGUUCUGAAAUUAUUCAGAGAGCAUCCAUUCAUUUAAUUGAUAUCAAAGCUCGGAAGCGUUUUCUUGUUUCUACAGAUAUUACAUCAGAUGGUAAAUUAAUACCUCGUAAACUUAAAGCUGAAAACAAUAAACUUCUUUACUACUCUUUUGUUAGUCCAAAACCAGCAUUGGAUUUUCACCUCAGAGUUCUUUCACAAGAACCAUCCAGAACAAUAUUACCCAUCGAACUUUAUAAUUCUAUAAAAAAUGCUACCUACGAUCCUGACACAAAAAUUCUUACAUUAAGAAAUCCCCCUAAUUCUAAUUAUCUAUUCACAAUUACACGUAUCAAGACCAGGCGUACUUUUGUUAAAUGCAAAGAUAAAUUUUCAAAUGGUAAUAUUAAAGUAACGAUUUCAGAAGUAUAUCAAGAUGGAAAAAAUGAUAUGCAAGUGGCUAUAACUAGCAAAGCAUUACAUCAAAUUAUUAAAAAAAUGAGUCAAACAGAUAGGAUAGAAGAAAAUUUGAGAUUAAAAUGUGAUAAAGAAAUAGAAAGGUUUAUUAAUGAAGUAAGACUUAUUGUAAAUAAAUUGUACUAUUACAACAAAUAG
Molecule: messenger RNA, 1326 nt
Organism: Dentiscutata erythropus
Lineage: Eukaryota; Fungi; Glomeromycota; Glomeromycetes; Diversisporales; Gigasporaceae
Source: the annotation of a GenBank genome assembly